AUGGAGAUUAGGUUGGGGGAUGGCUGUGUUCCAUCCCAUUUUGUUGCUGUGGUGAUGGCUUGGAGCCGCAUGGUGGGAGGAGGUUCUAGUGCGAGAGGAGGUUCUAGUGGUAGGGGUGCUGCAUCAUCCGCAAGGCACCCUACAUCAUCCACAGGAUCAGAUGGAGGGAUUGUUGCAUCUGUACGGGAUAUACAGCUGACUCAUUCACCUUCAUCUUCGGCAUCGGUCCCUACUGAGGCAUCAGAGGCUACACCUACUGGACGUACUACACUCAUCAUCAAAUAUGGGAAAUUACAUCCCUUGGGGAUGGUUCCAUCUGUAGUCACUAAGAUUUUCAAGCAAGUUCAAAAUCCAGAAGGCUACAAUUGGAAACUCACUCCACUUAGUGUUAAGACGGCGUACUUUGAGGAAUUCAAGAAACAUUUCACAUGGGAUGCGGCGAUAGAGUCGGAUGUCUACAAGCUUUGGCAUGCUUGUGCUGCGCGGAGGUAUAGUGAUUUUGUCCAUGACAUCAAGGAAAGGAGGAGCAAGAGGCCUCCUUUUAUUCACGACGAACACUGGCCUAAUUGGAUUAAGUACUGGGACUCUGAUGAAGUCACAGCCAAAUCAGAGAUAGCAAAAAAAUGUAGGAUGUUUGAGCCUUUAGGUCCUGGAACUGGUCAAGUGAAGCACCAAGGAGGUUCGAGGUCUAUUCUUCAGUAUGCUGAAGAAGUGGGUAAGAGAAAAGGAGUGGAGCCGACUGAAUGUUUGUAUGAUGCUUACGAGAUCCUUCAUAAGAACAAGGAUGGCACUUAUACAGACGAGAGGUCUAGACGGAUUGGAGAAAAAGUGCAGGAUAUAGUUGCUUCUCAGAGUCAGGCUGUGAAUGAUGAUUCUGAUCCGCCAGAGAUUGAUAUGAACAAGGUGUACGUGGAGGCUGUUGGUGGACUCGACAAGAAAAAGAGAAUGUUUGGAGUUGGUGGACUUGCAGCCAGCUUACGGAGUAGUGAACAGUCGAGUGGUACAUCUCAGUUUCAGAGCCCUCUUGUCGAUCCACAACGACUUAUGGACGUGGAGCAGCAAUUGCAGGAUGCCUUAGUGGAGAUAGCACGUCAGAAGGAUGAGAUGAGGCAGAAAGAUGAGCAGACCGAUGCUCGAUUUCAGGCUCAACAACGUAUGUUCGAGGAGAUAUUGGCUAGGCUUCCACCUGGACCCACUCCACCCACUGGACCAUCAUCUUGAUUAUGUUGUGUUUUUGUAUUUUGAAUACUUGAAUAUUUCUAUUAUAUAUUUUUGAACACUUGAAUAUUUUGUUAAGUUAUGACUAUUCGAAUGCUAAUUUAAAUUUCA
Salvia miltiorrhiza (redroot sage) is the source of this 1329-nucleotide messenger RNA. RefSeq lists its product as uncharacterized. The transcript is spliced from 6 exons. The coding region runs from base 1 to 1221 and encodes 406 amino acids. The record is from RefSeq and is a predicted model, not a curated record. NCBI's taxonomy places the organism in Eukaryota, Viridiplantae, Streptophyta, Magnoliopsida, Lamiales, Lamiaceae.